UGUGACACUGCACACGUUCCCCACCCCCGGGGAGUGAAGGCUGGCAAGAUGGUGGGGAGCUGGUGGCUGCUGCUCUCACUGCUCGGCUCUGCUGUCGCCCUGAGCCCGAGAGAGACCCGCUCCCGGGAGCUGAAGGAGCUGGGCGGACCGUGGAGCUUCCGGGCGGAUCAGUCGUCGAGCAGGAACCAGGGAUUCGAGGAGAAAUGGUACCAGCGUCCCCUUAGAGAGACAGGGCCAGUGAUCGACAUGCCUGUUCCUGCAAGUUACAACGACAUCACACAAGAUCCCGAGUUGAGGGAUUUCAUCGGCUGGGUGUGGUAUGAAAAAGAGGUUUGGGUUCCUAGAUGUUGGAUUUCAUAUGAUGCUGGGAAGAGAGUGGUACUCCAUGUUGGUAGUGCCAAUUACUUCUCUGUUGUUUGGGUGAAUGGUGUUCAGGUUACCUUCCAUGAAGGUGGCCAUCUUCCUUUUGAAGCUGACGUCACUAAAGUUAUGCAGAGUAGUCCAUCUCCUCAGUAUAGAAUCACUAUAGCGGUAAACAACACACUUACCCCUUAUACUUUACCUCCAGGAAGGAUUCAAUACAUGUCAGAUAGAAAAAGGUAUCCACCUGGCUAUUUUGUGCAGAUCAUCCAAUUUGAUUUCUUCAAUUAUGCUGGGAUUCAUCGGCCUGUUCUGCUGUACACCACACCUAGUGUCUACAUAGAUGACAUAACAGUUAUAACGGACAUCCAGGAUGAUAAAGGAUUUAUAAAUUACCAAGUGUCCAUUAGUGGAAGCAAUCAUUUUUCAUUGUCACUAAAAUUGCAUGAUCACCGAGGGCAGGUUGUUGCUUCUGCCAUUGAUGGAUCUCCAUUUGGACAACUUAAGUUGCAUGAUCCUAAACUAUGGUGGCCGUACCUUAUGCAUGAGAAUCCUGCAUACCUUUACAACCUUGAGGUGCAUAUGAAGAGCAAAAUUGGUAGCAUCUUGUAUGAAGAUUUUUAUACAUUACCAGUGGGAAUUCGCAAAGUCCAAGUUACCAAGAGCCAGUUCCUUAUCAAUGGAAAGCCAUUCUAUUUCCAUGGAGUAAAUAAGCAUGAAGAUUCUGAUAUGCGAGGGAAAGGCCUUGACUGGUCAGUGAUUAUCAAGGACUUUAACCUUCUUCGAUGGCUGGGAGCAAAUUCAUUUCGUACAAGCCAUUAUCCAUAUGCAGAAGAAAUAAUGGAUUUGUGUGACAAAUAUGGGAUUGUGGUCAUCGAUGAGUGUCCUGGCGUGGGCAUCAAAGAUCCGGUGAGCUUUGGAAAUAAGUCCCUCACUCAUCAUUUAGCUGUAAUGAAAGAGCUGGUGCACAGAGAUAAAAACAGGCCAUCGGUGGUAAUGUGGUCUGUAGCUAAUGAACCAGCAUCUGGAUUACUACCAGCAGAUUAUUACUUCAAGACUUUAAUUUCAUCGACAAAAGCUAUGGAUCCAACCAGGCCUGUUACUUUUGUAACAGUCACUGACUAUGAGGCUGACAAAGCUAUGCAAUACACAGAUGUUAUUUGUGUGAACAGCUAUUUAUCCUGGUACAAUGAUUCGGGCCAUCUGGAGACCAUUCAAUUACAACUUGCCAAUCAGUUUGAGAAUUGGUAUAAAAAAUACCAAAAACCAAUUAUUCAGAGUGAAUACGGAGCAGAUGCAGUUGCAGGGCUGCAUAAGGAUCCUCCCAUAAUGUUCACGGAAGAGUACCAGCGAGCUGUAAUGGAGGAAUAUUUUGAGAUAUUUGAUGAAAAAAGGGAGGACUACUUAAUUGGAGAACUAAUUUGGAAUUUUGCAGACUUCAUGACUGUCCAGUCUAUAAUACGUGUGGAUGGGAACAAGAAAGGGAUUUUCACUCGUCAGCGGCAACCCAAGCUGUCAGCUUUUGUUCUUCGGGAUCGCUACUGGAAACUGGCGAAUGAGACCAGAUACAUUUCCUCGAGGUUCUGUUGCCAGUCUCAGAACACAGAACAUAACUGUCAAAGGAAUGAAAAGAACCCUUCUGCAGCCAAGCCUCAAUUUCAACAACCCUACUCCCCUGUAAAAUAGGAUGUCCGUUUCCAAGAGCAUAGCAGUUCUCAGCUCUGCAACAUCACAGUUUGUGCUCAAGUCUCUGAAGGUGGGAUUGAAAACCACAGCCUUCUAACUGACACACAGCUGACACAUAAUGGAGGGAGACCGAAAAUAAAAUA
Molecule: messenger RNA, 2189 nt
Organism: Pristis pectinata (smalltooth sawfish)
Lineage: Eukaryota; Metazoa; Chordata; Chondrichthyes; Rhinopristiformes; Pristidae
Gene: gusb
Product: glucuronidase, beta
Exons: 14
Coding region: 49-2046 (665 amino acids)
Biological process (GO): carbohydrate metabolic process; glucuronoside catabolic process
Molecular function (GO): carbohydrate binding; beta-glucuronidase activity
Source: RefSeq, a predicted model, not a curated record